UUGAUUAAACAUUGAAGUGCAAAUAAAAAAUCUUCAAAAUUCAAUGUAAGGUUAUGUUUAUGCUUUUUGUUUUACAAUUUUAGUAUAAGUUUGAUUUGUAUAUAACGCCCAGGAGUGAAUAAAGAAGAGAGAAUAAGUUGAAUAAUUUGGAAUUUUCUUGAAAUCGAAGUAAUAUAGUAUAAAUGAGUGCGCCGGCUCAUGACCCCGGUCCGGAACAAUUUCAACAGUUUCCGCCGAACAGGAUAAUAGUUAUACAUCCUGGUUCAUUGUAUGUGAGAAUAGGAAGAGCCUCUGACCUUCUUCCAGUCAAACAGUUACACUGCAUCGCUAGAAAACGACGACCCGGGGGAAAAAUUUAUCGGGACCUUUUUGUGCCCCCCAGCAUACCUAAAACAAAGGAAUUAAUUGAAGAAUUGGAAGAAUGUCGCCUACAGAUAUCACACACGCUUCAGUCAUGUAUGCAGUCCAAUGGAUCAAGAAGAUAUGCCACCCCUCCACAACAAAUUGCUGCAUUUAACCGACGUUCAUUACCGGAGACUGUUAACGACGGUGAGCCAUGGCCCCAGGUAGAGUGUGACAUUGUUGUCGGUGAUUUAGUCUUAGACGUCGACCCGGAACUAGAAUAUAAUGUUCAUUUCCCAUACAAAAGAGGUGAUUUUAAUAUACAUUCAGAAAUAGGUGGCUCCAUAUCUUCAGUAUUAAAUGAUUUGUACACAAUUUGGAGCUCAAUUAUUGAAUAUAAACUUGGUAUACCACUAAUGGAACUGGUCAAAUACAGAUGUGUAUUGCUGAUACCUGAUAUUUAUUCCAGAAGUCAUUUAAAAUGUCUUAUGUCACUAUUAUUGAAAGAUUUAGGGUUUGGACAUUGUUUUCUAGUCCAAGAGAGUGUGGGAGCUACAUUUGGAGCUGGAAUAGGAUCUGCCUGUGUUGUGGAUAUAGGAGAUCAAAAGACGGCUAUAUCCUGUGUUGAAGAUGGUAUCUCACAUAAAACCACAAGGUUACGAAUGGAUUAUGGAGCUGGGGAUGUUUGUCAAACAUUAUCUUGGAUGUUUCAUAAAAGUGCUUUUCCUUACAAAAAUUGGAAUGAAAAUAUUCCAAGAGAUGUUGUAUUAAUGAGAAAUUUAUACCAAGACUUCUGUCAUGUUAAUCUUGAUGUAUGUGGUCCGCAAGAGAAGACUUUCCUUGUUGACCAUCCAGGAGAUGUAAUUAAUAAAUACACAUUGCAAGUUGGCGAUGAAUGCAUAAUAUCUCCACUUUCUUUCUUCUAUACAGAUUUGUUGAAAAUAACUGGACCAAAAUCAACUAAGAUACAGAACAGACAACCUAGUGACCCAGAGGAUCCGUUCGAUGCAGAGUUUCUUAGAGAAACUGGAAGAAAACGGGAAACAGUUGACCCAACAGCAAAUGAAAACCAACAAUUUGAAUCUGUCAAUGAAAACCAGCCAACUGGAAACGCAGAUGAAGAUAUUGUAGUUGACACACUUGAUGGUGGUCCUGGGGAUAUUGUAUCCUUAGCACCUGGCCAGGUCCUAGGUUUAGAUGCAGCUAUUCUACAGAGCAUUGACAGAUGUUCCAGUGAAGAACUAAAGAGAAAAAUGUACAGUAGUAUUCUAAUAGUAGGUGGUGGGGUUAAAGUACAUGGCUUAAAUUUAUGGUUGCAAAAUAGAUUAGCUCUUCAAAUACCCUACACUUACAAGACUGAACAAUUAGAAAUAGUUACAUCGCCGAAAGACAUUGAUCCAGCAAGUACAGUUUGGAAAGGAGCCGCAGUAAUGUCAUGCCUAGAGUCAGCUAUAGAGUUAUGGAUUAAUCAGAGUGAAUGGACCAAAUUUGGUCUCAAGAUAUUAAGAGAAAGAGCACCUUUUAUUUGGUGAAGCAGAAAAGUUUGGUUCUUACUGCCACUUACAAUUAAUAAAAAUGUGUAAGACUAUUGUUGUUAUAUGAUUAUAUCAAUAAAUGUAUAUGUGUAA
Molecule: messenger RNA, 1970 nt
Organism: Papilio xuthus (Asian swallowtail)
Lineage: Eukaryota; Metazoa; Arthropoda; Insecta; Lepidoptera; Papilionidae
Gene: Arp8
Product: Actin-related protein 8
Exons: 1
Coding region: 183-1874 (563 amino acids)
Source: RefSeq, a predicted model, not a curated record